AAAUUGCAAAAUUAUAUCACAACACACAGCGCUCUGAGCAAUUUUUCAUUGAGGUUUGCCGGAAAAUGGUCAACAUGCUUGAAACUGAUCUCUGUCUCGGGCUUCCGGGCGGCGGAGGCGGCGGCGGAGGUGGAGAGCCGGAGACUCCAAAAGGUAAUGGAAAAAGAGGAUUCUCUGAGACGGUUGAUCUGAAACUCAAUAUCCAAUCUAAGCCUGUGGUAACCGUCGAUCUGAGUACCACACAGAACAUGAAGAGUACUGAUUCAGAGGAUCUUAGCUCCAAGGAUCCUGCAAAGCCACCUGCCAAGGCACAAGUUGUGGGGUGGCCACCAGUCCGUUCCUACCGAAAGAACGCGAUGUCUCAAAAGAAUCCCGAUGCUGGAGAAAAGGGUAGCGGCUCGGCUAUGUUCGUCAAAGUUUGUAUGGAUGGUGCACCGUAUCUACGAAAGGUGGACCUAAAGACGUACAAAAGCUACCAAGAGCUCUCGAACGCCUUGGCUAAGAUGUUCAGCUCCUUCACCAUGGCGGGCGAGUAUGGGGCCCAAGGAAUGAUAGAUUUCAUGAACGAAAGCAAGUUGAUGGAUCUUCUAAACAGCUCUGAAUACGUGCCAACCUAUGAAGAUAAGGAUGGUGAUUGGAUGCUCGUGGGAGAUGUCCCAUGGGAGUAA
Cucurbita moschata (crookneck pumpkin) is the source of this 668-nucleotide messenger RNA. Its product is annotated as auxin-responsive protein IAA14-like. The transcript is spliced from 3 exons. Lineage: Eukaryota; Viridiplantae; Streptophyta; Magnoliopsida; Cucurbitales; Cucurbitaceae. The coding region runs from base 66 to 668 and encodes 200 amino acids. The record is from RefSeq and is a predicted model, not a curated record. Gene Ontology annotation, molecular function: protein binding. Gene Ontology annotation, biological process: regulation of DNA-templated transcription. Gene Ontology annotation, cellular component: nucleus.